UGAGCAGACAUAUGGGUCUAUGAAAUACAGUGGAACUGUUUAUGUACCAUCAGACAAGGGAGAUAACUACAUUGGAAUAGUGUUUGGUUAUGUUAACAAUAGGAAGUUUUAUCUCUUGUCAUGGAAACCAACUAAUUACAAUUUUGAAACUACAACUUUUCAGACUGGUCUUAAAGGACUCAACUUAAAGGUAGUGAACUCCAAUACUGGUCCUGGACAAACAUUAGCUUAUGCUCUAUGGCACAGUAGUACAACAGUGAACCAGGUUACAGUACUAUGGCAGGAUGGUAACAUGACAAGAUGGAGUAAUUACACAUCAUAUAAAUGGUUCCUAUGGCAUUAUACAGAUUUAAAUAAGAUCAGAUUCCAAUUGUAUGAUGUAGAUUCAUUAUUAGCUGACAGUGGUGACAUCUAUGACACCAGUAUAACUGGAGGUCGUGUUGGAGUGUACCAGUUUGGCCAGGAAUCAGUUUUAUGGUCUGAUCUGAAGGUCCAGUGCCUCCCCAGAGACAAUAAAGCUUUGUAUCUUGAUGGAGUGGAUGAUUAUAUUGUACUUACCAAUAUCACUCGUUUAGACAUUUAUCAAAGUUUUUCCGUUGGACUAUGGAUUAAGAUAGACUCAUUGGCAGGGGGUGAUAUGCCAUUAUUUUGUACAGACACUAGAACUAUAUGUUUAUGGUUAGAUGGAGGUGUUGUACAUGGAUCUUACGGAAACAAUGCAGUAACAUCAACAUCCACUAUCAAUACAAACCAAUGGAUCAGUUUAUUGUACAUAUAUGAUGAAUCAGAAUACUUAAUGACUUUGUAUGUGAAUGGAAACUCAGUUGGUGUAACUGGUGAUGUUUCUCCUAUUGACCUGACACAAUAUACCACAGAUGAAGACACUAUAUUUUACCUGGGGAAAAACACCAAUAACUUCUAUAAAGGCAAUGUUGAUGAGUUUGUGUUUUAUAAUGUGGCACUGCUAGGAACAGAAGUAAAUGAUCACAUCCAUUUACCUUCAAUCACAAAAUACCCAACAUACCACAGAUAUGGGCAGCUAUACUAUAAAAUGGAUCAGACUACUGGUGCCCUGUAUCUGAAAGAUAAAGGACUACUUGAGGUACCAGGUCAAAUAUAUGGAAGUCCUAUUUUUGAAGAUAGCCUCCAGGAUUAUAGCAGAUUUAAUUUAGAAUAUCCAGAUAAUUAG
Mytilus trossulus (common blue mussel) is the source of this 1189-nucleotide messenger RNA. RefSeq lists its product as uncharacterized. The record is from RefSeq and is a predicted model, not a curated record. The transcript has 8 exons. Gene Ontology annotation, cellular component: extracellular region. Lineage: Eukaryota; Metazoa; Mollusca; Bivalvia; Mytilida; Mytilidae. The coding region runs from base 20 to 1189 and encodes 389 amino acids. Gene Ontology annotation, biological process: cell adhesion. Gene Ontology annotation, molecular function: calcium ion binding.